Messenger RNA from Ilex paraguariensis (yerba mate), 347 nucleotides. Lineage: Eukaryota; Viridiplantae; Streptophyta; Magnoliopsida; Aquifoliales; Aquifoliaceae. The record is from the annotation of a GenBank genome assembly.
UGUCAAGAGGAUUAGAGAGGGAGUAUGGUGAAGGGUUUGGCAGUGAGGUGGAGUUGGGUAAGGAGCCAUCUAUAGAGGUAGGUAAAGUGUCAACACACUCAAUUGUGGAAGGAGGGAGGGUUGUAGCGGUUAUGGGCAGUGAUGGUGGGUCUAAGAGUCUAGCAGAAGGGAGAGUAUGUGGCUGGACAGAAUAUUGUUUUGAUGAGGAUGAUACAACUGGGUUCAUAGGACGUGAGUUGAACAAAGGUAUAGUGGGUAAGCUUGGUACAAGUUGUGGGGUAGAUGGGGGCGAAGGGGGAGAGGCACUCGUAAAAGGAAACACAAUUUCAUUAAAAACAACAUUGUGA